This is a messenger RNA of Harpegnathos saltator (Jerdon's jumping ant), 3417 nucleotides long. Its product is annotated as lachesin. The record is from RefSeq and is a predicted model, not a curated record. The transcript is spliced from 10 exons. Bases 398 to 1705 code for a protein of 435 amino acids. Gene Ontology annotation, cellular component: neuron projection. NCBI's taxonomy places the organism in Eukaryota, Metazoa, Arthropoda, Insecta, Hymenoptera, Formicidae.
CAGCUUCUCCCUCUCGUUCACCCCAAAGCUGCCGCUUUCUCGCGGCCUCCCGCUCGCGCUCGCGCUCGAGCGGUGAGCUUGCGCGCCUCGUCCUGCACCCGGAGGUCUCCUCCGCGGAGGAGGACCAUCAGGAUCCCGAUCAGUUUACCGGCGUCCCUCAGUCCGUACGGUCGCGUCCGUAACUCGCGCCCGAGCCGCCGAAUCGCACGUGCGUCCUCUCGCAGAAAGGGUGAGAGAAGUAUAAAAGGGAGCGGACGAUGUCGGCCUUACCGUCGACCGCCGAGCGUGUCACCGCGACGUCGUCGUCGUCGUCGUCGUCGUCGUCGUCGAACCGAGCCCGAGAUGUGUGAAAGUCCUCCAGGAUUACUGCAGCAGCUGGAUCCAUGAUUGCGUCAAAAUGGUGGAUCGGCAAAAGGCACUACUGAUGGUGUUACUGGCACUGUUGAUUUACCCAAACGACAUCUUCGGAGGCGCUUUUCAGCCCGAAUUUUCCGGCCCUAUCACCAAUCUAACCGUGCCGCUCGGGAGGGACGCCACUUUCACGUGUCUGGUGAAACAUCUAGGAGGCUACAGAGUCGGCUGGGUGAAGGCGGACACGAAGGCGAUCCAGGCGAUACACGACCACGUGAUCACGCACAAUCAGAGGGUGACCGUGUCCCACAGCGACCACACCAUGUGGAACCUUCACAUCAAGGGUGUCCAGAGGGAGGACGGUGGCCUCUACAUGUGUCAGAUCAACACGGAUCCCAUGAAGAGUCAGACAGGUAUGCUGACGAUUGUCGAGCCCCCCGACAUCAUCCCCGAAGGUACUUCCAGCGAUAUGAACGUGGGCGAAGGUGGCCAGGUGAAGUUAACGUGCCGGGCGAGAGGCGUACCCGCGCCGCGCGUAUCCUGGCGCCGGGAAGACGGCAAGAACAUUAUAAUUCGGGAGCAGUCUGCAGUAAGCGGCCAGAACCAGAAGUCUCACGUAUCUAAUGCCAUGACCGAGUACUUUGGCGAGGACCUGAAGAUAACAAAGAUCUCGCGGAACGAGAUGGGAGUUUAUCUGUGCAUCGCCAGUAAUGGCAUCCCGCCCGCGGUCAGCAAACGUAUUUUUAUCAACGUUCAUUUUUCGCCGGUGAUUCACGUGCCCAAUCAGCUGGUCGGCGCGCCUUUGGGAACCGACGUGGUCCUGGAAUGCUUCGUCGAAGCGUCCCCAAAGUCGAUCAACUAUUGGGUCAACGACAAGGGCGCGAUGAUAAUAUCCAGCGUCAGGCACGACGUACAGGCAGUGGCGAAGUCGCAGUUCGAGGUCCGGAUGAUCCUCACCAUCCGGAACCUGCAGAAACACGACGUGGGAACGUACCGGUGCGCGGCCAAAAAUUCCCUCGGCGAUGUCGAGAGCAGUAUUCGAUUAUACGAUAUCGCCGCGCCGGCGAAGACGCAGACAGCGGUGCAGCUGUCGUUCGAAGACGAGGAGGACGAGGUGGUGUACGGCUCGGCGGAGAUAGACAAGAUGGAGAACAGGCCACUGCCGGUGGACAACACGGUGCACGGACACGUGGGCUCAGCGUCGGUCGCCACGCCGUCGUCCGCAAUCCGCGGCGGCAAGAAACGGCCGAUGAUCAACGCGAAAUCGGGCAGCGACCCGUGCCCGCGGCGCUUCUCUGUCGUCUUGUCGUCGCUGGUGUCGCUGAUGGUCGUCUGCCGGAGGUGGUGGUGGUGAGAGGCGAGAAUACGCGAGCCGAGAGCGAAUCUCAAGGAGAGCGGGUCGUGGCACCGAUUUCGGCGACAGCGUAACCACAUUUGGAGAGGCGUGUCACUCAAUCGACACUCGACGACACAAGUUGUUCCGAAGUUGCUUCUGUCGCGGCCUGCUGAGUGAGCUCCGGCAAAGGGAGACACGUCGGCGACGUGCCUCGUCGUUGACCAGGCUGUCGGGUUGACUCUUUUCGAAGGCAGCUCCGGUAAGCUAUUCUUCGAACGCGUGACUCUUUGAUUCCAGUGGCUGAUCAGCGGCGGCGGCAAGUCGCGUGGAACGAAGCACAGGCGUGCAUCUCACGCUCGGCGAAACGCCGUCCUCGCGUAGGAGGCAUGAACGCGAAUUUCGGGCUUCGUUGAGCGCUCAACAACUCGCUCGACAAUACGCGACGGAAGCAGCUUCGGGCAGGCUUAAAAGUCUCCUCACCGUCACCCCCACCACCACCAUCGCUUACGACGACGUAUCGUUGUCCUCGAGCGGCUUAUUCGUAAUCCGUAGACCUAAUCAAUGCCGGAAGCUCGCGGAAGGGAUGAACCAGGUGGGGUCGAAGACGAACAUACGCGACGCGGGGCGUAUCUUGAUCGUUGCGACUUAACGAUUGCAUCAGGGACCGAUCGGUGAGUGCUACGUUAAUUCAAUUCUGAGCUGACGUUCUCAGAUGAGCAGCUUCUCAUGAUUUCGCUCGGUGCUAUUCUUCACAUACUUUAGGCAAUACCCCCGAUUUCCUCAUUUGUACAAAUUUGAUUCAUGUAAACGCGACGUAACCUUAUCUUGCGACGCAUUCGCGCCUGUCGCCGUCUCAUUUGCCGUCUUCUCUCUCUCUCUCUCUCUCUCAGCGGCGAUUAAUAGAAAAAUUAAUGCACGACUGGCUGUCGAGCAAAGCAGCGAAUUUUACGCGACAGACGAUCGAUCCUCUCUGCGCUCGAUCACGCAUUAUCGAAUUAUCAAAUCGAGCGCGAACGCUCGGUCGAUCGAGGUACCUUCGCGCAUGCGCGCGCCGGUGUAUCGGAUAAUACAAAGUAGCGACAAAGGAGCGACCAAAGCACGAGGGAACACGAGAGAAGACAACGAGAAGCAAUAGAGACCGAAGGCCGGAAAAAAGAGAGAGGACACAUCUCACGAAGCGGCGACAGUCGUCGCGCGACGUCCCGCGGCAUUCCCGCCAAUCGGGAAAGCAUAACUCUUCAGUUCCGGCGGCGUGACACACAAAUCUAUGUGCGCGAUGUAUAUAUGUACGUGUAUCAUAUAGCGGGCACGCGCUUGCACGUGUAUAUGUGUGCAUACUGACACGUCAGGGUAACUAACACGUUCGUGCCACUUAAAGCCCUGGAUUAAGAAGGAAGCGCAAGCGUUACCCUCUCUUCAUGCUUUCUAUGGUCGCCAUGUUGGGCCCACAGCUGUUUAGUGGUCUGCUCUUUUUAAUUGCACUGCUGAACUGAUGCGAUAAGUUAGGGUGAGAAAAAAUGUAGUGGUCUCACUUUAACUUACUGCAGCAGUUUAGCAGUGCAGUCCAAAAGAACAGACCACAAAAGCAACCUGCGUGUCUGAUGUAAAGUCAAUCGUAAGUGUCAAUUGUAAGUCACUCAGAAACGCUCUUAUUUUAAUUCCAACGUUGUAAUUAACAUUAAAUAAGAGAUUCUUGAAAUUAUGGAAUAUCAUAUCGAGUUGAGAAAUAC